Seminavis robusta is the source of this 1758-nucleotide messenger RNA. The record is from the annotation of a GenBank genome assembly. NCBI's taxonomy places the organism in Eukaryota, Bacillariophyta, Bacillariophyceae, Naviculales, Naviculaceae.
AUGUUGUCUCGUCUGCUGGUGUUGUCGUCCUCCUCCUCUUGCUCUCUGGCACUUCGGCCUGCCGUGGCGUGGUUGGCAGGAGGCGGACAGCAUCAAUCCUCCUUCACAAGAACAACAUCAAUUCGAUACCAAAGCACAACUACUAGUACUCCGACGACCGACGAUGAUUCGGCCAUGGCACGAUCUCGUGCUCCCUUUCGAAUGCCUCGCAAUUCACCGGAUGAUUCCGUGCCUCAAGAUCUUGUUUCGUCGUGGAAUCAGUUGGGUCUAUGGACGGAAUUGGUCGAUUCCUUGACACGCGAUAUGAAACUGGAGGCUCCCACACCCGUGCAGAGUCUGGUGAUUCCGUCUCUGUUGAAGGAGAAUCCAGCCGAUACGGCAUUUUUGGCGGCCACGGGAAGUGGGAAAACACUCGCCUACUGCUUACCACUGCUCCAACAAUUGAAAACGACCGAAGUCUUUGGAGAUGAUGCCGACUCGUACGAAACACGAAAACCCAAACGACCUCGCUUACUCAUUAUUGCACCCACACGAGAACUGGUCACACAAAUUCGAGACGUUGUCAAAUUGCUGUGUCAUUCCAUCAAAUUGUCCAGUCACGCCCUCGUGGGAGGACAAGACUAUGGCAAACAACGCAAGGCACUCAAUCGACCCGUCGAUGUCGUGGUAUCCACACCGGGUCGGUUGCUCCAACACUGGAAGGAGGGCCAUGUCUUUUUUGGAGAUGUCCAGUACAUUGUCUUGGACGAAAUGGACACGCUCUUGGAGCAGGGCUUUCAAAAAGAAUUGCAACAACUUUUGUAUCCACUACUAUGGCAAAAACCUCUCCAAGAGGACAAUCCACUUCCCAAAGAAGGAGCCCCUCGUAUCAUUUUGACCUCGGCAACCAUGACACAGGCCAUUCAGAAAAUUGUCAGUCCCGGAGAGACGAAUCGGCGUUUGGCCGAUGCUGCCAUUACGGCCAAACGCCAUUUCACCAAACCUGGCAGCGAAAAGACCAAGGUGAUUCUACCCAAGGUGGAUAUUGUCAAGGCACCUGGCUUGCACAAGGCAGUGCCACGAUUGGAACAGAUCUUUGUCGAUGUGGGCAACAUUGACAAAAUCUCCUUAUUGGUGGAUAUCGUCAGUGCAGGCAAACGCGGCAAUGCGCUAAAGAAAACGGCGGGAAACCAAUUGACCAUGGUGUUUUGCAAUACGGCAGCGUCCUGUCGUGCCGCACAGUAUGCCCUCUCGGAGGCGCAGAUCGAUUCCCUCUCGUACCACGGAGAUCUCAAUUCCAUUGCACGCGCCGAGAAUUUGAAAAAAUUUCGAAACGCCGGAGAAGAUCCUGAAUCCACCGAACCGCGCGUCUUGGUGUGCACCGAUUUGGGAGCCCGUGGAUUGGAUGUCCCGCAGGUCGAUCAUGUCGUCAUGUUUGACUUUCCGUUGAAUUCGUUGGACUAUUUGCAUCGCAGUGGGAGAACCGCUCGUGGGGUCGCCGAUGCCACCACCAAAGGAAAAGGAAAGGUCACUGCAUUGGUCUCCAAGCGGGACAAGGUUCUGGCUGCUGCCAUUGAAAAUGCCGUCCUCAAGGGAGAACCACUCGAUGGAUUGUCCAGUCGAAAAUCAGACUACUUGCCAGGAGGCCGGCUGGACCACCGUCGUGAGACUAAUAGUAGGAAUGGACGUGGAGGUCCAAGGAAACAACAGCAGCAACGACGAGGGUUACACACCAAGGGCAAAGCUGGUGGGCAAUCAACUAGUAGAGGUCGCUGGUAG